This is a messenger RNA of Protomyces lactucae-debilis, 948 nucleotides long. RefSeq lists its product as uncharacterized. The coding region runs from base 164 to 673 and encodes 169 amino acids. The transcript has a single exon. The record is from RefSeq and is a predicted model, not a curated record. NCBI's taxonomy places the organism in Eukaryota, Fungi, Ascomycota, Taphrinomycetes, Taphrinales, Protomycetaceae.
UACAGUCUCUUGCUGCCCCGUUGUUCAGCAGUGAAUCAGCUUAUUGCUUCACGAACAAUUCAGUCAUCCGAAACAACGGCAGCUAGGCUCCUGCAAAUUCAAAUUCAUCACGAACACGUUUGGUACAAAUGACACACCUCCACUGACUGACGAAGAGCUGAAGAUGACACCGACACACGUCGUCUGGAAUCAAAGACUUUGGUUUCAGCUUGAACAAGCAUCUGAGCAAGUCGAGUACGAGACCAUGAAAAAUUCCAGCCGCUUGCUGCUUUCCCUGUAUCCCAAAGCAAAACACAUGUAUGUCAUCAGGCAUCUAUCCGCUUCUUUGACUGACAAAUCUAGUAUUCGAGGAACCACUUCUAUGAUAGAGAAUGUUGAUUGCUAUGAUCAUCUCGUUGGUCAAGAUGACUGUAUCCGCGAAUCAAAUACGGCACGCCGUGUCUACGAAGAGGAGCUCGUUCGUUCACCUCAGGCUUCCCUGGCAUGGAUGGAGACACUGAAGUAUGUUGAUGCACGGCCAGAAACGACGAGGGAUGGGCGUCAUUACACGCAAGAAUUCAAGGGACACGAAUACAGUGCCGAAACACAACCUGAGAGACCCAGAGUUGGCGAGACGGACAUCUGGUUGAUGGAUCUCACUUUUGAGAUUUGGGCCAAACAUAUGCGUAUGUGAUGGUUGCUGUUCUGGCACAUCGCAUUCAAACAAAGAGCUGGCUAUUGUGCCAACCUGUUCUGCAUGUGCCUUUCGGACCGUUUAUAGUUAGACAAGUCAGGGAUGUCCGACAUGUCAGGGGACUGCGGAAGCUGGGACUGCUACUUCGUACUGUGAGGGAUGUCCUUCACAGAGGGAUAUGCUGGCAUAUCCCAGGAAGACAAGUUGCCAUGUCCUCAGUAUCUACCUGGUACAAGAAACGUUUCGUCGCAAAUUGACAAACCAUUUCUCAGGGG